Mucor velutinosus is the source of this 2208-nucleotide messenger RNA. RefSeq lists its product as uncharacterized. The transcript is spliced from 3 exons. Gene Ontology annotation, molecular function: DNA-binding transcription factor activity, RNA polymerase II-specific; RNA polymerase II cis-regulatory region sequence-specific DNA binding; zinc ion binding. Gene Ontology annotation, biological process: negative regulation of transcription by RNA polymerase II; positive regulation of transcription by RNA polymerase II. The record is from RefSeq and is a predicted model, not a curated record. Lineage: Eukaryota; Fungi; Mucoromycota; Mucoromycetes; Mucorales; Mucoraceae. Bases 1 to 2208 code for a protein of 735 amino acids.
AUGGACAGACUUCUUUUGAGCGAAAAUCUAACACCCACCACACCGCCCUCGUUGGCAGCAUCUACGCUGCUGUCUGAUUCACUGUUCCCUCCUCGAAAGCCAUCGUUGAUGGACCCAAAUGAAGAGGAAGAGACAUCUGAACUCAUGGACAGUGAAUCAAAAACGGAUCCAUUAGCGACACAAGUAUGGAGACUCUAUACAAAAGCCAAAAACACACUGCCCAAUGGCUCUCGGUUAGAAAACUUGACCUGGAGAAUGAUGGCCAUGACACUGAAUAAGAAGAGAGCAGCAGAAGAGCGGCAACGGCAACAGCAACAGGAAGAGGACGACAACGAAGACGAUGAGAAAAGCACCCCAAUGCCAACCAUGACUAAAUCAUCCUCUUCCUCACCCCCUGCGCCAGAUGAUACAGUUGGCCUCCUAUCGUCAUCUGCUCCGCCUUAUACAAUGGACUUUGCAAUCGAAACAUACUAUCAUCUGCAACAGCAGCAACAGCAGCAGGCAUCUCAGCAGCCAUCACAUCAGAAUCCGUGGCAUGGCAAUGUGUUGGUGCAUGGAUCUUCUCGUGUAUCAUCUCCAUUGUAUGAAAAGUCGGCUGCUUACGAAUCACCUUAUUUACCUCAUAUCACAAACAAUAGUAUAACGAUACCAAUGGAUGAAGACAAGGAUGAGGACAUGGACCUGAAUCCACCCGUAAUGAACGCAGGCGCAUUAAGUUUCGAAGACAUGCUGACAAUGUAUUAUCAAGACAAAACCAUAAACAAUGUCAACAAUAUAACGCCAUCAUCGCCCACACCAUCUCCACUGCAGCCAACAACAACAACAACAACAACACAAAAUCACUAUGCUUUAAGCUCAUCGGGAGAUUCCGCCGUUGGUCACACUGCAAUUGCUUCUGUGUCUACUGCUGCUGCUUCUGUUUCUGCUGCUACUACCAUUACCACACAACAAACAACCAUCUUGACGCCUGUCUCCACUCCUUCUCCGCCUUCUAUCAGACAACAACAACAGCAAACAUCCGCCAAAUCAGCCACCACAACCACGCAAUGCACCAACUGCAACACCACAACCACACCCUUAUGGCGAAGAAAUCCAGAAGGCAAACCGCUUUGCAAUGCGUGUGGUUUGUUCCUGAAAUUGCAUGGCGUUGUUAGACCAUUGAGUUUGAAAACAGAUGUGAUCAAGAAACGAAAUCGAAACAAUGGCAACAAUAGCGCAUCUAGCUCGACAGCAUUGGCCAACAGCAACAGUAUAGAUUAUAAAGUUAAUAAAAAUAGUAAUAAUAUGGGUAGAGGGGCUGGUUCAGAGGCAUUGAUGGCAUCGAGCGGCGGUGGCUCUGGAGGAAGACCCAUCAUGUUUACAUCUUGGAGUGCAAAUGGAACGAGUGGACGAGGAGCUGGAGGAGGAGGAGGAGGAGGAGGAGGAGGAGGAGGAGGAGGAGCCAUCACUAGCGGAUCUCACGCUUUGAAUAAACGACAAAGAAGACAUUCAUUGACAGAGGAAAGCAAGAGAUCAGUAGUGGAAAGCGUAAAAAACAGCACCAAACCUGAACAGCUCGGUCAAAUCAAGAUUAAACCCGAGGCAGCCAUGGUGAUUUCAACAGAGUCCUUGCCUGAUCAUCAUCAGCCAUCUUCGCCAGUCAGUCUUGAUGGCAGUAGCAGUAGCAGUGGUGGCGGUGGAGGGCUUCGACAGGUAUUACUAUCUAAACAGCAGCAACAAGCACAGCAUCAAAGACAUGGAUCGUUUAGUGGGUUCAGUAGCACAUUCUCUACAUCUACCAGUGCAGCGCCAAAAGGGAUUCGAACCAUACUACCAAAUAACAGCGUUGCUCCUCGAUCAGCAUCAGUUCAAUACGGAGCUUCAGCUCCCAGUGUCAAUUGGAUGGGAUUGAUGGCCAAACAGCAACAACACCAAGAACAACAGCAACAACAAUUGAUGCUUCAGCAGCAACAGCAGCAGCAACAGUUGUUUGUAAAUAUACAGCCUACUACUACUAUCAACAAGACCAAUGUGCCCGCGACAACAACCUCGAAUGCCACUGCUAAUAGCAUGGCUGCACAAACAUUUCCAUUACUCACCACCGAUCAACUACAACACUUGAUCAUGCUUCAGCAAGCGGCGGCGGCAGCAGCAGCAGUGGCUGUGGGUAGCAAUACUCAAAAUGAGGAUAACGAAGCCUCUUGCGCGAUGGAUCAAGAUCAAGAGUAA